CGUGUUUCCAGCCGCGGCGCCUGCGCCGUAGCAACCCCAGUCGUGCCCUUAGGACGCUUCUUGUGCUUUGACUCCGGCGGUCUUUGCUAGCCCAUUUGUGGUCGGUGUCCUGCGCAUACGCCUUGCGAGUGACGGCGCCAUGGGUCUGACUUCCCAUUCCAGCGUACGAGUUGAAUGGAUUGCAGCAGUCACCAUUGCUGCUGGGACAGCGGCUGUUGGUUACCUAGCUUACAAAAGAUUCUGUAUUAAAGAUCAUAGCAAUAAAGCAAUGGUAAACCUUCACAUCCAGAAAGACAACCCCAAGAUAGUACAUGCUUUUGACAUGGAGGAUCUGGGAGAUAAAGCUGUAUUCUGCCGUUGCUGGAGGUCCAAAAAGUUCCCAUUCUGUGAUGGUUCUCACACAAAACAUAACGAAGAGACUGGAGACAACGUGGGACCUCUGAUUGUCAAGAAAAAAGAAACUUAAAUGGACAGUUUUGAUGCUACAGACCAACUUGUCAUGAUGUUACCUGAUUGUUUAAUUAGAAUGACUACCACUUCUGUCUAAUUCACCUCCCCUGGGUUCUAGAUGUGGUAUAUUACAAUCUUCAGCUUUCACAUUCAUGGCAUUUGCCUUACUUGUUGAAACAUUGUGGUGCACAUUUGUUUAAACAAAAAAGGAAAACCAACCUUAUGGCCUGUGGGUUAUUUUGGUCUUGUAAGGAUCCGUUUCUUUAAAUUUAAAAUAAUGGUAUUAGACUAUAGUUGUGUCUUGGAGUUAAUGUAUUAAAUUAUUCUCAAAAUCAUGUA
Messenger RNA from Sciurus carolinensis (gray squirrel), 789 nucleotides. RefSeq names its product CDGSH iron sulfur domain 1 (gene Cisd1). Gene Ontology annotation, molecular function: 2 iron, 2 sulfur cluster binding. The transcript is spliced from 3 exons. Gene Ontology annotation, cellular component: mitochondrial outer membrane; intracellular membrane-bounded organelle. The coding region runs from base 140 to 466 and encodes 108 amino acids. The record is from RefSeq and is a predicted model, not a curated record. Gene Ontology annotation, biological process: regulation of autophagy. Lineage: Eukaryota; Metazoa; Chordata; Mammalia; Rodentia; Sciuridae.